AUGGAAAAUUAUGUAAUUGAAUAUAUUUUUUUGUUGAAAUGUUUUAUAUUUAAUUUGAACAGCAGUAAGAGGUGUUCCCUCUACAGAUAUAUAAUUUUCUUCAUUUAUUUAAAAAAUAUUUUAUUAGCGAAAAAAUGUAUGAGGACAAAGGAAAAUACACAUUUCUCUUUUAUUAGAAAAGUAGUACCUUCUGUCAAAGCGCAGAAUUUUUUACGAAACAGUGAUGAUAAAAAUAUCCAUAACAUUUAUUAUUUAAAGAAAAAGUAUGAACAACAAGGAAAUAAAAAUAAGAAGACUGUUGUUUUUAUUGAAAAGGGUACUUCAAACGAUGAGAAUAAAGUAAGUUAUAUAAAAGGCAAUUUUAAAAAUAAUAGUAGUGUAAAAGAAAUCAAAUCCUUGAGUAAUUUACAAAAAAAUUUUAUCUACCUCCUCGAACGGAAUAAUAAUGUUCUUAUGCAUGCAAAGACAUCUAGUGGAAAAACAACUAUUUGUUUAUUUUAUUUUAUUUUAAAAUUUUUUUACAAUUGUGAAUUUGUUUUUGACGAAGAUAUUAACAGAGACAGAUAUUUGUAUAACAGUGCAUAUUACAAAAAUUUUUAUAAUAAUAACUCAGAUGACCAGCAUGACUACAGCAGCUAUAACCAUAGUAACUAUAAUAGCCACAGCAAUUAUUAUAACUACAUCAACUAUAAUAAUUGCAGUACCAUAUAUGGCUUAAAUAAACAGGCGAAAAAAGGAGGGCAUGCAAAUAAGCUUAAGUACACAUCAUUUAGUGAAAAGUAUGAGGAAAUUUAUGAUAUUAAAGAAAACAAAGAUUUAUUACUAGAAGGAAGAUUUAAAAGUGUAUUAAAAAAGGGGGAAAAAAUUCUUAUUUUAUGCCCAUCUAAAGAAUUAUGUGUACAGAUUGCUCAGAAUAUACUAUCCUUUAUAAAUAAUAAAAAGGCACAAAUUGUUAAGUUGUUUAUUGAUAAGCAAGAUGAGGUGAUAGCAAAGCAAAAACAGAGUACGAGGGAUAUAAUAAAAAACAAAAAAAACGAAGAGCAAAAAGGGAAAUUAGACAUAGAUCCUUCAAUAACCAAAGAUAUUGGUGAUAAUGUAAACCCCAAUUUGUUUAAGAACAUAAAAAACAGUGUUAAUGGUGAAAAAAAGGUGGGACAAAUAAAAAGACACAAGUUGGGAAUAAACAUGAAGUUGGCUAGCUCAGACAGCAAUAACAGUAAGAUAAGCAACAUAAGUAACAACAAUUAUAACAGCAGUAAUAGUGAUAGUAAUGACAUUAAUAAUAAUAUCAAUAAUAACGCUAAUAGCCGUAAUAGCGAUGGGGGCCAUAUUUUCCAAAAUAUUGAAAACCUAAGCGACGCGAUUAUAUUCGAUGAAAUGAAAACUUUAAGGGACUCUACUUUUCUUGUAGGAACCCCUAUGUGCUUUAAAAAUUACAUCUUAAAGCUAGAAAAGGGUAUGUUAAAAUCUUUUUUACAAAGUAUUAAAUAUAUUUUUUUUGAUGAAAUUGAUAGGUUGUUUCCGUCAGUUAAGAGAUGCAGAUCAUUAAGAACGAAAAAUAAUAUUAAAAGAAAAAACGCACAUUUAAUAUUGGAAACGUUAAUGUAUAUGAAUAGAAAAGAUACAGUUUUUGUUGGAUGUUCAAGUACUCUAAAUAGGGAAACACACAGACGAAUAUGUAAGCUUCUGUGUUUGAACAGAGGCAAUGAAAAAAAGAAAAUUUACGUGUUGAGGGAGAAGAACUAUUCAUCGGGUGCAUUCGGUGACACGGAUAGUGCGACGCCAAGUGACAUAACAAGGCACAUGACAAGUGUCGAUCUGAGUAACAAUCUGAGUAGCAAUCUGAGUAACAAUAUGAGUAACAGUCUGAGUAACAAUAUGAGUAACAGUCUGAGUAAUAAUAUGAGUAACAGUCUGAGUAAUAAUAUGAGUAACAAUAUGAGUAGCAAUCUGAGUAACAAUAUGAGUAAUGAUAUGAGUAACGAUAUGAGUAAUGAUAUGAGUAACGAUAUGAGUAACGAUAUGAGUAACAGUCUGAAUAGCAAUCUGAGCGACACUCCAAGUAACAGAAUGAAUAACGGAGUGAUCAAAAAUUGUGGAAAGCCUAAGGAGGAGGCACAAAUAAACAAAUUGGGAAAAGGCUCACACUGUGACAGUAUACAUGAGAAAAGUUGUUCCACUAUGUGUUCUCAUGAGCAAAACAGCUUCAAUAAAAAGGAGGGUAAAGAAUGGGAUAAAGAAAAUGCUAAUCUAUUCAACUUUGAUAAUUACAUAAAUAGUGAAGAUACAUUGCAAAAAUAUGUUAUAAAAGUUAGAAUACCGAACAGUAUAUAUCAUUUUUAUCAUGUAGUAAGUGAUCAAUUAUAUAGCAGUAAAAUAAAGGAAGCUUAUGAAAUAAUAGAAGAUUUUAAAAAUAAAAAAAUUCUAAUUUUAGUUAAAAAUGGUUACUCAUUAAUGGAUCUAAAAAAAUACCUAAACGAAAAAAAAGUUUUCUCAGUUUUACUCCAUGAGAAGUUACAAAUAUCCCUACGGCACAACAACAAGAAUUUAAGUAAAAUGUGUAGAAGUUACGAAGACAUAAAAAAUUUAAGAGAAAUCGCUUCUAGGGAUGAAGAGGUAGAAAAGGAGGUAAAAAAAGUAAUAGAAUCAAAAGAAGCAACAACAGAAGCAGAAGUGGAUGUGAAGGUGGAAAAAGAACAAAAACAAAAAUAUAUAAAUAAAUUUCCCAUUAUUAUUAGCUCCUUUGACAGUAUUCGGGGUUUUCAUAUAAAUAACCUAGACAUUGUUAUACUAUGUAAUAAGCCAAAAAAUGUAAAUGAAUAUAUUCAUUUGUGUGGGAGAGUUGGCAGAAGAGAUAAUAUGGGACAUUCAAUACUAUUGGAAGAUGAAAAAAAUAUUAACAUGGUCAGAAAUUGGUUAAAUAACAUAAAAGUGGACUUUAACAAAUUGCGCUUGAAAAGAGACUUAUCAAAAUUAGGAAAAUCUUCGAGUGAAGAGAAAACAACCCAGAAGAAAAACGACUUGAAUUAUAUUUCAUCGUGUAUAUUAAAUGAACUGGGCGAUAACACAUUGUGUAUAUAG
This is a messenger RNA of Plasmodium malariae, 3081 nucleotides long. RefSeq names its product DEAD box helicase, putative. Gene Ontology annotation, biological process: maturation of LSU-rRNA from tricistronic rRNA transcript (SSU-rRNA, 5.8S rRNA, LSU-rRNA). The transcript has a single exon. The record is from RefSeq and is a predicted model, not a curated record. The coding region runs from base 1 to 3081 and encodes 1026 amino acids. Gene Ontology annotation, cellular component: nucleolus. Lineage: Eukaryota; Apicomplexa; Aconoidasida; Haemosporida; Plasmodiidae.